Gorilla gorilla gorilla (western lowland gorilla) is the source of this 3127-nucleotide messenger RNA. RefSeq names its product coiled-coil domain containing 110 (gene CCDC110). The record is from RefSeq and is a predicted model, not a curated record. The coding region runs from base 237 to 2732 and encodes 831 amino acids. NCBI's taxonomy places the organism in Eukaryota, Metazoa, Chordata, Mammalia, Primates, Hominidae. Gene Ontology annotation, cellular component: cytoskeleton. The transcript is spliced from 8 exons.
GAAAAGCAGCACCAGGAAGAGGAUGAAGUUGACUCCGUUCUCCUUUCAGCGUCCAAGAUCCUAAAUUCUUCGGAGGGGGUGAAGGAAAGUGGCUGCAGUGACACAGAGGAGGAAACGGGCACAGAGAGGUUAACUCCCUCAGGCCACACAGGCAGCGAGGAAUGGAGCGGGCAUUCAGCAGGGCGGCUCCGGACUGCCUGUCUUCACCACCACGCUAUGCUACGUUGCUUCUCUGAAUGCUAAAAUAUGGCUGCAUAGCAGAAUCAGAAAAUCAAAUCCAACCACAAUCAGCAUUGAAAGUCCUUCAGCAGCAGUUGGAAUCAUUUCAGGCUUUGCGAAUGCAGACUUUGCAGAAUGUCAGCAUGGUACAGUCGGAAAUCAGUGAAAUAUUGAACAAAAGUAUUAUUGAAGUAGAAAACCCACAAUUUAGCUCAGAAAAAAAUCUGGUGUUUGGCACGCGCAUUGAAAAGGAUUUGCCUACAGAGAAUCAAGAAGGAAACCUUUCUAUGGAGAAAAGUCAUCAUUUUGAGGAUUCCAAGACACUUCAUUCAGUGGAAGAAAAAUUAAGUGGUGAUAGUGUGAACAGUCUCCCUCAAAGUGUAAAUGUUCCAUCCCAGAUACAUUCUGAGGACACAUUAACUCUGAGAACUUCAACAGACAAUUUAUCUUCAAACAUAAUUAUACACCCUUCAGAAAAUUCUGACAUCUUGAAGAAUUAUAACUUUUAUCGUUUUCUACCUACUGCACCUCAAAAUGUGAUGUCUCAAGCUGAUACAGUAAUUCUGGAUAAAUCCAAAAUUACUGUGCCUUUUCUCAAGCAUGGAUUUUGUGAAAAUUUAGAUAACAUUUGCCAUUCUAUCAAACAAAUGAAAGAAGAGCUUCAAAAGUCACAUGAUGGGGAAGUGGCACUUACAAAUGAACUUCAGACUUUACAAACUGAUCCAAAUGUUCACAGGAAUGGUAAAUAUGACCUGUCCCCUAUUCACCAGGAUAAAAUGAACUUUAUUCAGGAAGAAAACAUGGACAGUAACUUAAAUGAAGAUAUAAAAUCAAAGAGAAUUUCAGAAUUAGAGGCAUUAGUGAAGAAAUUACUCCCCUUCAGGGAAACAGUGUCAAAAUUCCAUGUGCAUUUUUGUAGAAAAUGUAAAAAGUUAUCUAAGAGUGAAAUGCACAGGGGAAAGAAAAAUGAGAAAAACAAUAAAGAAAUUCCCAUCACUGGCAAAAAUAUUACAGAUUUAAAAUUCCAUUCCAGAGUUCCAAGAUACACACUGUCCUUCCUCGACCAAACAAAACAUGAAAUGAAAGACAAAGAAAGACAACCAUUUCUAGUAAAACAAGGAUCAAUAAUAUUUGAAAAUGAGAGAACUUCCAAAGUUAAUUCCGUUACUGAGCAGUGUGUUGCAAAAAUUCAGUACUUACAGAAUUACCUAAAAGAAUCUGUGCAGAUACAGAAAAAGGUAACGGAACUGGAGAGUGAAAAUCUAAACCUUAAGUCCAAAAUGAAACCUCUUAUCUUUACCACACAAUCUCUCAUACAGAAAGUUGAAACAUAUGAAAAGCAACUUAAGAAUCUGGUUGAAGAAAAGAGUACUAUUCAGUCUAAAUUAAGUAAAACAGAAGAAGACAGCAAAGAGUGUCUUAAAGAAUUUAAAAAAAUAAUUAGUAAAUAUAAUGUUCUGCAAGGCCAAAAUAAAACUCUAGAGGAAAAAAAUAUACAACUUUCUUUAGAGAAGCAACAAAUGAUGGAAGCAUUAGAUCAACUAAAAAGUAAGGAACACAAAACUCAAAGUGAUAUGGCCAUUGUCAAUAAUGAAAAUAAUCGAAUGAGUAUAGAAAUGGAAGCAAUGAAAACCAAUAUUCUGUUGAUACAAGAUGAAAAAGAAAUGUUAGAGAAAAAAACACACCAGCUUCUAAAAGAAAAAAGCUCACUUGGAAAUGAACUAAAAGAAAGCCAGCUAGAGAUAAUGCAGCUAAAAGAGAAAGAAAGAUUGGCAAAAACGGAACAAGAGACACUUCUUCAAAUAAUAGAAACAGUUAAAGAUGAAAAACUCAACCUUGAAACAACAUUACAAGAAUCUGCUGCUGCCAGACAAAUUAUGGAAAGAGAAAUUGAGAAUAUUCAAACCUACCAAUCUACUGCCGAAGAGAAUUUUCUGCAAGAAAUAAAAAAUGCAAAAUCAGAAGCAAGUAUUUAUAAGAAUAGCUUGUCAGAAAUUGGCAAGGAAUGUGAAAUGUUAUCAAAAAUGGUAAUGGAAACCAAAACAGAUAAUCAGAUUCUAAAAGAAGAACUAAAGAAACAUAGUCAAGAAAAUAUAAAAUUUGAAAACAGCAUCAGUAGACUUACUGAAGACAAAAUACUUUUAGAAAAUUACGUAAGAAGCAUAGAAAAUGAAAGGGAUACCUUGGAAUUUGAGAUGCGGAAUCUUCAACAAGAAUAUUUAAGUUUAAGUGAUAAAAUUUGUAAUCAGCAUAAUGACCCUUCAAAAACAACUUAUAUUUCAAGAAGAGAGAAAUUCCAUUUUGACAACUAUACUCACGAAGAUACUUCUAGUCCUCGGAGUAGGCCUUUGGCUUCAGAUUUGAAAGGUGGAAACACUACACUGGACAAUACACAUGCCUGCCCUGGCUCCAGAGGAAACACAAUCUCUAGCUUCCAAGGUUGCAAGCACACCUGUUCUGUGCUCCAGAGACACUCUGUCUUCCAAGACUGCUAUUCAAAUAUUCCUUGUUGAAUUCUGUCCAAAGCUUUUUCUACAUUUAUUGGAGGUUAUUUCAAAGUUAAAGACAGAACUCUCAAGCAUCAUUAGGAUUCCUCACGAUUGCUAAGAAACUCCCUUCGAGAAAUAGCCAAUGUUAAUUGUACUGCUAACUGAACUAUGCAUAUCUAACUCAUCUCAAAUGACUCAUAAUGAGGCGCUAUAUAUUUGCUUUAAAAAUUAUGCACAGAAUGGUUUGGUGCAGAUAACUUAAGCUUUCUCAUCUGGGAAUUUCAGAAGAUGGGGGAGAACUUCUACAAGGGAGGGCAGGUACCUGUACAUGGAAGGAGCUGAGAUGUCUAAAGUCACCCACAUUUGUCAUUUAAAAAAGUAUAUAUAAAUAAAAGAUACCAUUUUGAAGAAGUAUAAAA